AUGAGGAGUGCAGCCAAGCCCUGGAGUGCAGUCACCAAAGUGGGAAGCCAUGGGAGUGACCGCACACGGCCCCUUGCCACAGCCGCCUCUGGCAUGAAGAGUUCUAAGUCUUCAACCUCGCUGGCGUGUGAGUCCCAGCUCAGCAAGCUCAAGAGAGCCAGCAGUGAGGACAUGCUCAACAAGCCGGGAAGUACCGCCGCUUCCGGGGUAGUUCGCCUGAAAAAGACUUCAACAGCCGGAACCCUCUCUGAGCUUACUGAGAGCCGCCUGAGGAGCCACCCAGGGUCUGUGACAACAACCAAACGCACAGGCAUUCCAGCUCCUCGAGAACUUUCUGCAACUAUCUCAAGGGAGAGAACUGUGCCACGUGGUCCCUCCAACCCAAAGAAAUCAGUGUCCAGUCCAACUUCUUCCAGUGCACUCACCCCUACCAAGCACCAGAGGGCCACAUCCGCAAGGCCCAAGCCGGAGAAUGAAGGUGGAGAAAAGGCUGUGCUCGAGGCCCACGUUCGGGAGCUUUUGGCCGAGGCCAAAGCCAAAGACAGUGAAAUUAACAGGCUUCGGAGUGAACUGAGGAAAUGCAGGGAGAAAAGGACUCCGAACACGGGAGGGAGCGACGCUCUGGACCCAAAGGUGGACGGAGCAUCAGUCUCACCAGGUGACUCUGAGCCUUUGAUACAAGCUCUUGAGGAGAAGAACAAGAAUUUUCAGAAAGAGCUUGCCAAUCUAGAGGAGGAAAACCGGGCCUUGAAGGAGAAACUGAGCUAUUUUGAGCAUUCACCCAACUCAGAAGGGGCUUCCAGCCACACCGGUGACAGCAGCUGUCCAACAUCCAUCACCCAGGAGUCAAGCUUGGGGAGCCCUCCUGGGAACCCGCUGUCAGCUGAGGUAGAUGAGUGCAAAAAACACGCCCCCCAAAGUGUGUUACGGACGUCGGGCUCUUCAAGUAGCGAUGUCACCAAAGCUUCUUUGUCGCCGGAUGCCUCCGACUUUGAGCACAUCACAGCAGACACCCCCCCUCGGCCGCGGUCUUCCACGGGCAGCGCCUUUCAGAGCCCCAGGUGCUCUGCCGCCGGGAGUUCCCCUGACAACGCGAGCGAACUGUCCCUGGCCUCCCUCACGGAGAAGAUACAGAAGAUGGAGGAAAGGCAGCACAGCACAGCAGAAGAACUGCAGGCUACCCUACAGGAAUUGUCAGACCAGCAACAAAUGGUGCAGGAAUUGACAGCGGAAAAUGAGAAACUGGUGGACGAGAAGACAAUUUUGGAAACUUCCUUUCAUCAGCAUCGAGAGAGGGCAGAGCAGCUAAGUCAUGAGAACGAGAAGCUGAUAAAUCUCUUGCAAGAGCGAGUCAAGAAGGAGGAGCCCAGCACUCAGGAAGGAAAAGUCCUGGAGCUAGAGCAGAAGUGCACAGAGAUCCUGGAGCAGGGCCGCUUCGAAAGGGAGAAACUUCUCAACAUUCAGCAGCAGCUGACCUGCAGCUUGAGGAAGGCUGAGGAGGAAAAUCAAGGGGCGUUAGAGAUGAUCAAACACCUGAAGGAAGAAAACGAAAGACUGAAUGGGUUUCUGGAACGGGAACGGCAGAACGGCAGCGUGAUGGCCCAGACUCUGGAAGAGUGCACAGUGACCCUGGAAGGGCUGAAGCUGGAAAACGGGUCUCUGAAGGCUCACUUGGAGAAGGAGAAGCAAAAUGCUAUAGAGGCCAGUUCUGUGGGGCAGACGGCAGAGGGCUGUGAAAUUCAAGAAAUGCUGAAAGCAGCUCGAGCUGAGAAAGAUCAGCUGCAACUGUCUUGCACCGAGCUCAAACAAGAAUUACUAAAGGCACAUGGUGACCUUAAACAUGUUUCAAGUCUACUAGCCAAGGUGGAGAAGGAUUAUUCUUACUUGAAGGAGAUAUGUGAUCAGCAAGCGGAACAGCUAAGCAGAACCAGCCUCAAACUACAAGAGAAAGCAUCAGAGAGUGAUGCAGAAAUUAAAGACAUGAAGGAAACUAUAUUUGAAUUGGAAGAUCAGGUGGAACAGCAUCGAGCUGUCAAGUUACAUAAUAACCAGCUCAUCAGUGAGCUAGAAAGCAGUGUGAUGAAGCUGGAGGAACAGAAAGCAGACCUGGAGAGGCAGCUGAAGACUCUGACCAAGCAGAUAAAGGAGGAAACCGAGGAGUGGAGGCGCUUCCAGGCGGACCUGCAGACCGCGGUGGUGGUGGCCAAUGACAUCAAGUGUGAGGCCCAGCAGGAGCUGCGCACUGUGAAGAGGCGGCUGCUGGAGGAGGAGGAGAAGAACGCGAGGCUGCAGAAGGAGCUGGGGGACAUGCAGGGCCACGGCAGGUUGGUCAUGAGCAGGGCACCUGAACCUGUGCGUGCGGAGCUGGAGCCCGAGGCCGCCGCCCCCGGCUGCUGGCCCGGCAUCCUCGUCAGCAGAGCCCCCGCUGCGCCUUUGGAGCCCGCGACCACCGUGAAGUCCCUCAUCAAGUCCUUUGACUUGGGACACCCAGGUGAAGCCGGACAGAAUGUUUCUGUCCACAAGCCGCCGAGAAGCCCCCUGAGCGGAAUACCAGUGAGGACGGCCCCGGCGGCCGCCGUGUCUCCAAUGCAGAGGCAUUCCACCUACAGCGGCAUCCGCCCAGCCAGCAAAGGAGUGGCCCAGCGCCUGGAUCUUCCCGACCUGCCCCUCUCAGGUCUUCUGAAGGGAAGAGCUGACAACCUGAAGCCAGACCCUUACCUCCGCAAGAGCCCCUCCCUGGAGUCGCUGAGCAGACCCCCGGCCCUGGGCUUCGGAAGCACGCGGCUGCUGAGCACGUCCACCGGGGGCCUGAGGCCACCCAGCAAACUCAGUGUGGGAAGAAGAGACCCUCUGGCUGCCCUGGCCCGGGAGUACGGAGGCUCAAAGCGCAACGCGCUGCUGAAAUGGUGCCAGAGGAAGACAGAAGGCUACGCGAACAUCGACAUCACCAACUUCAGCAGCAGCUGGAGUGAUGGCCUGGCCUUCUGCGCGCUCCUGCACACCUACCUGCCGGCCCACAUCCCGUACCAGGAGCUGAGCAGCCAGGAGAAGAAAAGGAAUCUCUUGUUGGCAUUUGAAGCAGCCGAAAGUGUAGGCAUUAAGCCCAGCCUGGAGCUCAGCGAGAUGCUGCACACGGACCGGCCGGACUGGCAGAGUGUCAUGCAGUACGUCGCCCAGAUCUACAAGUACUUCGAGACCUAA
Pipistrellus nathusii (Nathusius's pipistrelle) is the source of this 3201-nucleotide messenger RNA. Lineage: Eukaryota; Metazoa; Chordata; Mammalia; Chiroptera; Vespertilionidae. The record is from the annotation of a GenBank genome assembly.